CGUUAUAUUUUAACAGUACCGGAAGUUGCAGAUGAUGCAGGAUUAGUCUGUUAACUCUAUUUCAACGUACCAAUAAAAUUACUAUGAAUCAAGAAGCAGGCACAGAUCUGAAACGCACACAUGGACAUGCAGUAUUGUUACGAAAAAGCUCAUCAAGUAAAAUGGCUCUUAAGGAGAAAGUUGUCCAAAUAUAUGAAUCUUUCUUCCAGGGUGAAGACCCUUCAGUGGGAAAUCCUAACUUUUGGGACGAGUUUUUCUUGCUCAGGCCAAAUAUUCCAUUCAUCGAGGGGGAAUUUGAUAAAGUCAGUGGCGAGGGCCUUAUGAUGUUGAAGGACAAUUUAAACACCCUGUUUUACAAAGCAGUAGAAUCUUUGAAGGAAGAUAAUGUCAUCAGAGUUGUCAAUGCCAUUUAUACAAUGUCAGCAUUAGUUCGUGGAAUAUACAGGAAGAAUUUCGGAGGUUUUGGCUUUGAUGUUAUAAAUAUCUUGAUUGGCUUUGAUGCCGCAGAAACAGUCAUGCAGGAAAUGGUCGAAAAUUUGAAUCACAUUCUGAAUGGAGAGUACCCAACUGCAAUAAAACAGCAAGUUCUCAAAUUCAUCAUGGUUUUAGCCACAGCUUGUGAUAACAUCAGUCAGAAUACCCUCCUGGAGUACCUUAUGAUCAACAGUGUGUUUGAAUCUAUCAUCCAGAUUCUAGGUAAUGUUGACCUGAGACUGGUACUAGGGGCUGAUGCUGUCCAGGUUCUCACUCUCUUAGUGCAGUACAGAAAAUACGAGUCUGCGAAUCCAUAUAUUGUGAAAUUGUCUAUAUUGGAUGAUGAGUUGGCUUUAACAGGAUAUGCCCAGGUUGUUCUAGGGGCUUUGUCAGACUUUAACAGGGAGUAUCAGUGCCGCAGCACUGAGGCACAGGCGGGAUGGUUCUCUGCUUUUGCCAGUAUGGUUGGCAAUAUGUUUGUACCUGACGAGAAACAUGUAUCAGCAGUGAGAGCAAAUGAUUUGGUGCUAUUGGCUUUAUACGAGGCCAUCCAUUUAAACAGAAAUUUUAUCACCGCCUUAACACAUACCCAUACGCCAUCAACACCUACCACUCCCCCCUCUUCCCCGACAGUGCCUAUGUCCAAUCCUCUCAAUGACCCGGCUCCUGCCCUGCAAAAUUUAGACAAAGCCCUUUUGGAGCAGUCAAGUCAUCCUACAAAUCUGCUGGUGACAUUUUUAGAGUACAGUUCUAUAGUAAUGCAGGAUACAAAAGAUGAAACAAGGCAUAGUAAUGCCAAACUUUGUCUAGUCAUAUUAACAUGCAUUGCAGAGGAUCAGUAUGCCAACUCCCUUAUGCAUGAUGUCAACAUAAACUUCCGAGUCAAACUACACAGAAUGCCAAUGAGACAUCGGAAAGUGAAAGUAGAAAAAGAUACCCCUUCUCGCCCCCUUGUUUGUGCUCUUUUAGAUUUAAUGGUUGAAUUUAUAAUGAGCCAUAUGAUGAAAUCCUUCCCUUUGGAGUUGUAUAAUCGAUGUUUGGGAAUCACACAGCGAGUCCUGUGUUACCAGAAGAAGUGUCGAGUUCGGCUCCAGUAUCCAUGGAAAGAACUUUGGACUGCUCUGAUCAAUCUUCUGAAGUACCUGUUGUCCAAUGAGUCCAAUCUCCUCAAGAAGCAUAAUAAUAUUUUCCAUUUGUCCUCAAAGAUUGUGAAUAUUUUCAACUUAUUCAUCACCUAUGGUGACACCUUCCUGCCAAAUCCUAACAGCUAUGAUGAACUGUAUUACGAGAUUAUCAGAAUGCACCAAGUUUUUGACAACCUCUACUCAAUGGCUCUGAGGUACACUACAAGUGAUGGAGAGAGCAAAGAGUCAGCGGCCAGAUUAACCAAUCAUCUUGUCAAUAUCAAGGCCAUCAUCAAUCAUUUUUCUCCUAAAGUGGACUCCUGGGCAGCUGCCAAUCAGCUCUCCUCCCUUACAGAGGAACAGGUUCUGGAUGUAGUGAGAGCAAACUACGACAGUCUGACAUUAAAGUUACAGGAUAGUUUGGAUCAGUAUGAGAGAUAUUCAGAAAAACCAAGGGAAAGUGCUUUCUUCACCACUCUGGUACGUUCCGUCGUGUCAGAUGUGCGGAAAAGUGUCAGUAAUCUGGCUCAGUAUCAUCACCAGGUGUUACAAAGUGUAGCUGAGAUGUAAACAGGUUGAUUUGUUAGACUUCUAUAUAAUAGAGCUGUGUAUUUAAUAGCGAUUCUCUGUAACCACUUAAACUUCUUUGCCACGCAUGGUCACCGAUUUUGAUGAAACUUUGCCCAUUAUUAUAACUUCACACCGGAAACA
This is a messenger RNA of Saccostrea echinata, 2309 nucleotides long. Its product is annotated as armadillo-like helical domain-containing protein 3. The coding region runs from base 84 to 2168 and encodes 694 amino acids. Gene Ontology annotation, cellular component: cytosol. Gene Ontology annotation, biological process: regulation of Golgi organization. The record is from RefSeq and is a predicted model, not a curated record. NCBI's taxonomy places the organism in Eukaryota, Metazoa, Mollusca, Bivalvia, Ostreida, Ostreidae. The transcript is spliced from 27 exons.